Callorhinus ursinus (northern fur seal) is the source of this 4805-nucleotide messenger RNA. RefSeq names its product multivesicular body subunit 12B (gene MVB12B). The record is from RefSeq and is a predicted model, not a curated record. Lineage: Eukaryota; Metazoa; Chordata; Mammalia; Carnivora; Otariidae. Gene Ontology annotation, cellular component: late endosome; ESCRT I complex. Gene Ontology annotation, biological process: regulation of epidermal growth factor receptor signaling pathway; viral budding; virus maturation.
CACGUGGUGCAGACCAGCUUGCACCUGAGCCUUGAGCAUCGUCUGGGGUGCGGCCUCCUCUGUGACCUGGACACAGCAGAGAGGACACCCAAAUGCCAGGGCACCUGUCUAAAGGUGAGGUGCCCAGCCUGGGCAGCCAAGACCCAGAGUACCCAUCCUGGAAGCGUGGUGGGAGUGUUGAUGAGCACCCAUAAAGACUGCAGCCUAAGUGAGGCUCCCGGGCAGGGGCUGGUACAAGAGCUAUGGGACCAAUCCACAAUGCCUGAAGUCAAAGACCUUUCAGAAGCUUUGCCAGAGACGUCGAUGGAUCCCAUCACGGGAGUGGGGGUGGUGGCUUCUCGGAACCGAGCCCCAACAGGCUAUGAUGUAGUUGCACAGACAGCAGAUGGUGUGGAUGCUGACCUCUGGAAAGACGGCUUAUUUAAAUCCAAGGUUACCAGAUACCUGUGUUUCACGAGAUCAUUUUCCAAAGAAAAUAGUCAUUUAGGGAACGUGUUAGUGGAUAUGAAGCUCAUUGACAUCAAGGACACUCUGCCUGUAGGCUUCAUCCCAAUUCAGGAGACAGUGGACACACAGGAAUUGGCUUUUAGAAAAAAGAGGCUGUGCAUUAAAUUUAUCCCACGGGAUUCAACUGAAGCUGCAAUUUGUGACAUUCGGAUCAUGGGCCGGACCAAGCAGGCCCCUCCUCAGUACACGUUUAUUGGGGAACUGAACAGCAUGGGGAUCUGGUAUCGAAUGGGCAAAGUACCGAGGAAUCAUGAUUCAUCUCAACCCACAACACCUUCCCAGUCAUCAGCUGCUUCCACCCCAGCCCCCAAUCUCCCCAGGCACAUCUCACUAACGCUCCCUGCUACCUUCCGAGGCAGGAACAGCACUCGGGCUGACUAUGAGUACCAGCACUCCAAUCUGUAUGCCAUAUCAGCAAUGGAUGGUGUGCCUUUCAUGAUUUCAGAGAAGUUUUCUUGCGUUCCAGAAAGUAUGCAGCCCUUUGAUCUCUUGGGAAUCACCAUCAAAUCUCUGGCAGAAAUUGAAAAAGAGUAUGAAUACAGCUUCCGCACGGAACAGAGCGCUGCUGCCCGGCUCCCGCCCAGCCCCACUCGGUGUCAGCAGAUCCCCCAGUCCUGAGGGCCCGGCCACCACCCUGGCCCCGUGUGGAGAAGACGCUGCUGCCCAGACUACUGAGCGCCCCUCCCUCGCCCAGGCCCUCCUGCCCGCCCACCGUGGGGCUCAUCCGGGAGACCCUGGGCAGCUGGGCUGUGGCCUCCGCUUGCCUGACGGGACACCCCCGCCUCCCUGGAGACACUGUUCAUAAUCUGGACUAAUCUGUGUUUGCUGUAGUGACCAGCGGCUCCUAACGUGUCUGUGUGGCGACCAACCCUCCCACGAACAACCCUACCCACCGCGGGAGUCACCCCUGAGGGCCCCGCACACUUGCGGGAGCUGCCCAGUGACGCCUCGGGCCCCCUUUCCUCCUGUUGCCUGCCACGACGCUAUCCGUUUCCUUCUGGAAGCCCCGGGGCGGGUGGCAGCUGUGCAGAGCCCCCUCCGGGCCUCACCGCGGGCCCCAGACCCGGGGCUGCCGUGGAACAAGUCCCUCACGCCAACAGCAGCGAGCGCCCUGCGCAUUUCACGGCGACGCGGACGACACACAGGAGGAAGAAGCCCAUCGUCCCCAAGUGGCCCCGAGCCUGGGUCCCUGCCCCAGUGGUGGCCCCGCUAAGGUGGGGGAACAGCCGCCCGUUUGCCCACACAGGGGACUUGCCUUCUGGGCGAGAAGGCGGAGGGACCUGGUGCUUGCUCGGAGGCGAGUCUCGCUGCCCAGGACACUGUGCUCACCCCCACACCCCCGUUCCUCCCAAAGGGCUCAUCUCUGCAAUGCCCACGUGCCAACUGCCGUGCCAGCCGCCUCAGUGUCCUGGCCCAGGGACGGGCCCGCCCCCGGCCGCGGGUGAGAAGACACUCAGCCAGUGCCCAGCCCCAGAGGGAUGCGGGGACCGGGUUAGCUCGCUCCUCAGAGCCCGGCUGCAUCGUGAUGCGCUCUGCAAACAGCAACAGUUGUUUCAGGAAGUCCACAUGAGCCAGGCCACCGAACUGGGCCAGCGUGGACAUGUCUGCCACAACCAGCCAGUGGACGCACAGGCACUUCUCACCCUGCCGGCUGCCGAGUUCAGCUCCACACAUGUUUGCCAUGAGAACAGGGCUGCCGCCGUCCCUGGGGCCUCGGGCCCUCCCCCCGGUGGCCUGCCUGGUCUAGCUCUCAGGAUUGGUCUUGAAUUAGUUCCACAGAAUGUUGGUCUCUCCCCUCUUGGGGGUCCCCAGAUGGUGGGAGCUUUGGACAUGUGUCUGGAAGCUGGAGGGGGGCGCUUGGAGAAUGGGAAGGGUCCCCCACCACGAAGGGAGCCCAGGAGAACCAUGGCCGGGGAUGGACCCCACCUCCCUGGGGCUCCUGGGAUGGCUCGUGUUGGCCGGGGCACUACAGGCCAGCACUGUGAGGAGGGUGGCCGCUGGCUAAGAAGUAGGGCGGACAAAAAUACCUCAUGUACCUUCAUGGGCCCCGCCAUCUCCAGCAGCUCCACCCGCCCACCUGGGUCGCCCGUGGAUCAUUCGAUACCUCCUGCUCUCUGUGCAUUAGGGAAGUGGUCGCCUCUCCCUGCCUUCACCCGGAUCUGAGGACGUCCCUGGUGGGGCCGGCCUUCCUGGGCCUCCCACACAGCAGAGUGGCAGGAAAAUGCAGGUAGUGGGUGGAACCCCCAGGGGGCCACAGGCUGGAGCCAGCAGUCCAUCGGAGGACCCUUGGGGAUUGGUGCUUAACCAGGAGAGGAGAGAGCUCUUGAACUGGUCUCAGAUGUCCCCACUGAAAUAAGCUAGUCGUCUUUCUGGGGAAUUGGAGCCCCGUGGGGCCCAGAGGACCCGGGUCUACUGCUGCUUUUUGGAUGGGUGGCUGGUCCAGAACCAAGUGACCCAUGUGACCUGAAGCCCCACAGAGAGGGGCAACUCUGAUUACUCCUCUUCACUUGGUUUGUGCACUUUGCUCACGGCCUGAUUGUGAGAUCGUCAUCUGACAGUGCCUGGUGGCCCUUGUCUGACAACUGGGCAUUUUAGCAGAGGUGUCCAGAGACGUGCGCACGGGAGCCCGAGUCCAGGUGCACGAAGGCAGAGCCGGGCCGGGAGGGUGGCUGUCCGGGGAGGAGGAGGGUGCGCAACCUCCCGAGCCCCCAGGCCGUCCUGCAGAUAGGGGAUGGACCAAGAGCAAGGCCGGGCCGGAGGCCACCAGGAGGCGGACAGAGCAGCUGGGCUUGGAUAAGCUGUGCCACCUCCACCACAUCAUAGACAGAAGCUACGUGUGACAGUGACUGUUUGUACCCCUGAACCACCCUUAGACAAGUUAGACAGUGACCAGGGUAGAUUGCAGGCUGCUCUUUGCCCUCUUUCCUGGCCUUCUGGGGGGGGGGGGGGCAGCCCGCCGUGGGACAGUAGGCUGGGGGGGGCACGUGGGGGCUUGUGUGGAUUGCAGGACAGCCAGGACCCCUGGCUUGUGCCUGGGAGCGUUUCUGCACCAGCGCUGGGGUCCCGUGGGGAGGGGACGACGAGGGUUCUUGGGAAGGGCAGCAGCCUGGCCCUCGGCCCCCCAGCACUCCCUGCUGCCGUCCCCCCUCAAAAAGACUAACCAGAGCACAGCUUCCCUGUUGUCUUUCCUUUUCCCUCUGAAAAUUCAGUCUCCCUCCAAAGCCCUUGGAAAUGGCACAAAGGUAACAAGGAGUAAGUUGUUGACUUCAUGUCCACUCACAAAUUUGUUUCAAGGCUUUUUCCCCCACCCCGGGUCCAGGAACUAAUCUGGGCCACAACCCUCUUCCACUUGGGGGGCUGGGAGCCCCGGUGGUGGAGGCAACAGGUGUCCCGACCCCCCACCUCCCUCGCUGGAAGUCCAGACUGCCGCCCCCGACACGCCCCUGUCCGGUGUCCUUCGGGACACCCUCCCGGGGCAGGCGACAGCAAGGACUCACCCACACCGAAGCCCCUGCUCCUUGCCAGGCCCUAGGCCGGCACUUUAAGCACAUUUUCUCCUGUUGUUCCCCUUAAAAAACACACACCCAGAAGCGGAUGUUUGUUGCUCCUUGUGGCAGCUGAAGCAGCGGAGGCCUGUCCGCCUCGGACACGGGGCACAGGGCAGGCACGGGGCGGGCACGGGGCAGAGCCGGAAUCUGGAACCGGGUCUCGUCUCACAGCCGCCCCACCAGCAGGCCCGUCACAAGCACAUGUCCAGUAAAGACUUCCCAGCACCACCAGCCACGCUGGUUCUAGCAUGAUCAGCCGCCGCUGCACGGCGCCAUGGUGCUCAGCAUGGGGCAGGAGCCCGCCUGCCCGCUCGCUCCACCCCAACCAGGGCCCCCGGACACCGGGAGCCUGAGGGCCAAGCAGGUGCAUGCCUGUGGGGGCCAGAAGCCGAGCUCAUCUGACUCGGUUCACCGUCCGCCAUGCCCUCGGGACCUGGAGGGGAUGGCCGGGCCCCCACCCCACCCAAGCAGCCUGGCACCCCUGGGUCAGCCCCUCUUUCUUCGCCCCUUGUGAAUGCCACCCGGGAGUGGCCGUCGCCCCCAAGACAGGGCUUCUGUUCUCCCAGCAGAAGGCAUGGGAGCUGCCCUGGGGCCGCACGGGGCCGGGGCCAGGCCACUGUGCACUCGCCCUAGGAACGAUGUCCUUACCGUAUUUAUUUGAGGUGACUCUUGUAUUUGGCAAAGGGAAGUUUCACUGUGUGAUUGUCUGUCUUAAUAUAAUUUGUUAAAUAAACGUUUGUUUUAACCUUU